AUGAUCACCGACGAGGAUCUCGACAAACUAGGCGCCCGGCCGCUGACGGCCUGGGACCGGGUAAAGGCAGUAGGAAUCGCGGCAGCCUAUCCACUCAUUUUCCUUUUUCAGUUUGCCAAGUAUUUCGUCCCCUCGCACCCGCAGUAUGACUUUCACUGGCGCCAAAAGGCCAUGCUCGCCAGCAUCCGCAGCGCCAUCACCUUUCAAGGCGAGAAACGCAUCGGCUGGGCGGCCGGCCACGCCACGUCCACCAACGACCGGGUGCGCGACUUUGCCACCAAGCACAAGGACAUCAAGCACCGCGAGGUCUCCGUGUCGAUCAACCCGGCGGCGGCGGCGGACAAUCCCGCGACGGGCAGCGCCAUGCCGCAGCCCACGCUGCACUUCUUGUCCGGGCCAUGGAUAACCGGCGAGGCUGACAGUGCUUGCGGCAACACCGGGCCUGUGAUAUUUUACUCUCACGGCGGCGGCUAUCUGGACCCCAUCAUACCCGGCGCACAUAUCCCCCUGGCACAGAGCAUGGCCAAGGCUUGCGGCGCCCGCGAAGUGGUCUUUAUCUCCUACGCACUCUGUCCCGACGUCCAAUACCCGGCGCAGCUCGUGCAAAUUGUCGAGUCGAUGCGCUUCCUGCUCGAAAAGGAAGCCAUCCCGCCCGAGGACCUCAUCCUGGCCGGCGACAGCGCCGGCGCGCACAUGAUGGCCUCGCUGAUGGCGCACAUGGUCGAGCCGGCGCCGUACGUGCCGCCGCUGGCACCCGCGCUCCGGGGCGGCCAGCUGCGCGCCGCGGUGCUGCUCUCGCCGUGGUUCACCUGGACCGACGCCGCAAGCAUCGGCACCAACCCGUGCGACUAUCUCGAGGGUCCGCACGCCGCGCACCUCGUUGGCGUCUUGCGCCCCAAGGUGGAGGAUGUGUGGUGCGAGAUUGUGGCCGCUCCGGGGGCGCGCGAGGUGUGGGCGCGCGUCUUUGCGACCAGCGGCGGUAGUGGUGACGAGAGGCCGCUCGUGAAGCGCAUGCUGGUGACGGCGUCGGACUCGGAAAUCAUGUACCGCGAUGCUCGGGUCUUUGCGGUCGAGUAUGCGGGUGCGGUCAGUGUGCUCGUGGGUGCUGGCGAGGCGGAGACGCAGCUUGCGACGGUCAGGACGGAGCCGAGGGUGUUUGCGGUGGGCAGGAGGGAGACGCAUGUGCAAGCAGGUCUAGAUGAGGCGGUUAAAUAUUAUGGUGGUGGGACGUGGCGAGCGCUGCAGGCGUUUAUGUUUUCUCUUCAGGACUGA
Messenger RNA from Akanthomyces muscarius, 1272 nucleotides. RefSeq lists its product as uncharacterized. The coding region runs from base 1 to 1272 and encodes 423 amino acids. Gene Ontology annotation, molecular function: hydrolase activity. NCBI's taxonomy places the organism in Eukaryota, Fungi, Ascomycota, Sordariomycetes, Hypocreales, Cordycipitaceae. The record is from RefSeq and is a predicted model, not a curated record. The transcript is spliced from 2 exons.